UAAAUAGCCUGGUUCUUUCGUGUUGGUUUGGCAGGGGCAUACACACAACACACACACGCACAUACUCGGGAAUCAAGAGAAAAACUAUCAAAAGAUGAAACGAAAGAGAUGUGAGAUGGAAGAGGCAACGAAGAAAAAGAAGAUAACAGAGAUUGGAUCCGCCAUUGAAGAACUCUCUGUUCUUUCUAUCGCCAAGACCACAAUAGUUACUACCGAAACAGAAGCCACCAACAUCAUCAAUCUACCAUUAAAGCCUCUCCUCUCAUUUUGCAAAUUAAUCAUCCAAAUAAGAUUGGCCCGACAAUGGCUGUUCUCCGACAAGACAUUGAUCAAAAUAUCCAAGUAA
Eruca vesicaria subsp. sativa (arugula) is the source of this 346-nucleotide messenger RNA. The record is from the annotation of a GenBank genome assembly. NCBI's taxonomy places the organism in Eukaryota, Viridiplantae, Streptophyta, Magnoliopsida, Brassicales, Brassicaceae.